Molecule: messenger RNA, 534 nt
Organism: Pararge aegeria (speckled wood butterfly)
Lineage: Eukaryota; Metazoa; Arthropoda; Insecta; Lepidoptera; Nymphalidae
Product: SOSS complex subunit C homolog B
Exons: 3
Coding region: 154-504 (116 amino acids)
Biological process (GO): DNA repair
Cellular component (GO): nucleus; SOSS complex; nucleoplasm
Source: RefSeq, a predicted model, not a curated record
GUUGAUAUUGGUUUGAUGAGGAAACGGGAGGUUUAAAUUAAAUUAAAUUUAUUUAUAAUACCCAAAUACUAUACUUCUAUUACUAUUAUAGCUUUUUAUUGCAAUAUUGUUUUGUAUGAUUGCUCUUAAUAUCAAGCAAUUGGAUUGUAUUAGAUGGCGUUUCCUCAGCCAAAUGCACAAAGAGAGUUGACAAAUAGGAAGAUAUUAGAGGAAUUGCAACUAAAGAAGCAGAUGCUGUUAAAGCAGGGAGCUGUGGCCCCACUUACUGCAACCACAAUCUCGCUCACACAACCAAGCCCUGUUAACCAGUUGCCCAUGUGCUCUAUACCACCACUUUCAGCAACAGCGGGAUUCCCGCAACUACCUGAAGCUAACAUAGUGAACACAAGUCACAGAGCUGCUUUGCAGCACGCAACUGCAACAUCUUGCGGGUACUUUGUCUCCCAAGACUCAUCAUUUGGCAACCAGAUAUUACCUGUACUGCCUAGAUUUGAGAAUAAGUGAUUAUGUCUGCCAUAAUCAAGUUGAAAACCC